Messenger RNA from Lachancea dasiensis, 2412 nucleotides. The record is from the annotation of a GenBank genome assembly. NCBI's taxonomy places the organism in Eukaryota, Fungi, Ascomycota, Saccharomycetes, Saccharomycetales, Saccharomycetaceae.
AUGAAUAUCAUCAAGAAAAUUAUGGACUCUGGCGCCAAGCCAGAACUUGUUUCGAUUCCUGCGGGGCAAUUUUACCUCUUGAGGCCGAAAACUUCCCCAAAAGCAACCGUGGAGUGUUUGCAUAACGAUGCCACUCUGGGCAUCCGUGAAAGCGGGAGCCAUAGAUUCGAGCUUGUGGUACGAAAGGAGAAGGAUGACACUGAGUUAGCGUCUGGCGAUGGUACAGAAGACUUCGAAGAGGAUGGGCUCAGUGUACUGUCGGGCCAAUCUAAAGACGAUGAAUGGAGUUUCAAUUUAGAUGAGUCUUUACAGUUUCACAAGGCGUGGAGUGACCAGGGGGAAAUGUCCUUUGUGUGGAAGAAUACCAAAGGUGACGCAGGUGAGAAAUUUCAGUUUGUUGUCAACUCCGAAAUUCCCUUCACGGACGUUGGACAUUUUCUUCAUACUGCCUACGUGUGCGAAUACGAGUUCAAAUAUAAGAAAUCAGGGCGCAAAGCAGUUCGUGACGACCUAAAACAAUUUGAAUACGCCCACAGUGAUGAAGAGCUUGGGGUAGCCGAUGAGGAUCCAGAAAACACACAGUUAGUGGAAAACAUGGGCAUGUUAUCUGUCAAGAAUAAUUCUUCUAGCGAAGCUGAAAACGAAAGUGAUGUUGACUCUUUUGAGGACGCGUUGGAUGCCACUUUGCCUGUCCAUCACGUCGCGCGUUCCGACCCUCGUUCUCAACGCGACGAGAAAAAGUCCUUGAAUGUUUUCGUGGAUCGAGCCAGCAUCUAUGUCUUCGAUCCGAGCGCACAAAAAUUCUUUUUACAAGACGAUAAUUCUAAAGUGCGUAUUGUAGACUAUGGGAAAUUUGAGUAUUGGCUGACAGCAGAGGGUGAAAACGUUGGCCUAAGCGUAGAUGUAACACCCUCUGUAAACCCUUUCUUUGAAAGUAGUUCCAGGAGCUUUGUUUUCAACUAUACUCUUGAACAUAUCACAUUAUCUUACAUGCUGGAGUUCAAGGCAGACCAUACCUAUAAUCAGUUCCGAGAGAACUGGACAAGAGCUCUGUGGGAAUCUCUCAAUCAAGCUAAAUGGACCGGCAUGAGUGAUAGUGAGCGCAGCUGUAUCGUCGACUCGAGCAAAGAGGCUAACAAAGAACUGUCACUGUUUUUGAGAGACGAUGAAAAUACUGAUAGUGAGACAAGCGAUUCAUCUGACAAUGAUGAAGAACAGGAAAGUGAUCAAGAGCAAUCGGGAGACGCUGAUAGUUUUGACGAAGAUGUUGCCGAAGAGAAUUACAGAGCUUCGACUGCAGCUGUCGGAAACAAGUCGUUGACGGUGUCUUACAAAAAUGAUCGCUCUUACGUAGUAAGAGGGCAUAAGAUCGGCGUAUUCAAAACUGACGAUGACGAUAACGAAUUGAAUUUCGUAACUGCAAUUAAUGAGAUUGCCAACAUGAAAGGUGAAGCUUUCGAACCAGAAAAUCCAAUGCUUUACACCGAGGACCAAGCAAUGAUUGUUCAGGAUAAGAAUGAUCCCUCUCGCCUUUUCAAGUUGAAUCUUGAGCGUGGAAAAGUUGUUGAGGAGUAUUCAGCCGGCGGUAAAGACGUUUUGAAGUACUCGCACUCUAAAAAGUUCGACCAACUAACAAAUGAACAGACGUUCUUGGGUAUAUCAGGAAAGAGUGUGUUCCGGCUAGAUCCACGGAUAAGUGGUACUAAUAAAGUUGUCAACGAGGAAAACAAAGAUUAUGCCACAAAUUACGGGUUCUCUUCGCUGGGGACUAGUGAAGACGGCUAUAUUGCUAUCGGUUCUGCAAAAGGCGAUAUAAGACUUUUCGAUAAAUUGGGUAUUCGUGCCAAAACAUUGAUUCCUGCUCUUGGAGAACCUAUCAGACACAUCUGCAUAUCUGCGGAUGCGAAGUGGCUCUUGGCCACAUGUGAUUCGUCCAUUCUCCUGGUCGAUUUAACAAUUAGAGAAGGGAAGAACGCUGGUACCGUUGGAUUUUUGAAGCCGUUUUCCAAAGAAGAAAUGCCGAAGAUCAACGUUUUGAAAAUUCACCCGAAAACAGCUGCCUUUAUGAAGACCACGACCAAACAGCCAAUCAAAUUUACAAAAGCUUAUUUCAACACGGGCGUUAACCAAAAGGAACAGACCAUAGUCACUUCGACUGGGCCUUUCGCUAUUACAUGGUCCUUAAAGAAAGUUUUGAGAGGCGACAAAAUGUCGUACCUCAUUAAAAAGUAUAAUUCCCUUAUUAUGGAAGACAAUUUCAGAUACGGAUCUGAUAGAAAUGUUAUCUUAGCACUUAAAGACAACGUUAAAAUGGCGAAAAAAAGUAAAUUCAAGGACCCUGCUGUAGAAUUACAGCGACAAAGGAGUUGGAACGACUUUCUGCAGCUUUCAGGCGAGGCAACUAAAAGGUAA